Molecule: messenger RNA, 380 nt
Organism: Candidula unifasciata
Lineage: Eukaryota; Metazoa; Mollusca; Gastropoda; Stylommatophora; Geomitridae
Source: the annotation of a GenBank genome assembly
GUUGCUUGGCGUAAAGUAGACACGGACAAGUUCCUGACCAUCGGGAAAAUGGCCUGGACUCCCGAUAUGGAAAUCAUUGUCCAGCAUGUGAAGCACAGUGAAGAGCUGGACGACUGGACUCUAGUGCUGCCCAAAGUCAAGUUGUCUGACGCAGGACUCUACGAGUGCCAGCUGACUUCCAUUGGUGGUUAUCAUACACACGUCCAGCUCAACGUUGUGGGUCCUCCAAUUACAAACCCAGAGGUAAUAUUGACAGGCACACAGUUCGUUGAACGAGGUGGUCAGAUACAGCUGCAGUGCAACGCAACAGGCGGGACACAGAUCGCUGAAGAAAUAGACUGGUUUAAGGUAAGGAGACUUGCCUGUCGACGGUGCUCAGU